UUACCCUUAACUAAUAGUAAAUUUGAGAAUUAUCAACACCCUCUUUUUUUUUUUUUGGAUUGGUCUCAAAAAGUAAAUUUUGGAUUAGCAGCAGCAACGAGCAAGCAGAACUUUAACCACCCAACUAAGAAACAAGUAACGAUUGAACCGAUAAGAUUAUUUAUCAUGGCUUAUACAAGUAAGGAGUUGGCUAAGGCUGAAGUGGAGAUUCUUGAAGAUCAUAGAAUCCAUGAAAAAAUUGUUAAUGAAGAAUUCAAAAUAUGGAAGAAAACCGUUCCUUUAUUAUAUGAUACUAUCCAUUCCAUUGCUUUGGAUAGUCCAUCGUUAGUAUUUAAAUGGUUACCAAGUUAUACUUAUUCCAAUAAUAAAGAUACGAUAACUGCCAAGUUCUUGAUUGGAACUAAUGUGGUUGAAAAUUCAAAUACUAAUAAUCUGAAUUAUUUAAAGAUUGGGUCAAUUAAUUUACCAAGUAGUUUAGCACCUGAUUUUUCAAAACCAAUUUCAAAACCAUCAACUUCAAAUAGUGAUUUUUCAACAUCAAAUUUCAUAUUUAAUAUUGGUUGGAAACAAAGUUCAGAAAUCGAUAAAUUAAGUUUAAGUCCUGAUGCAUCUAAAAUAUUAAGUUUUAAUAGUGAUGGGAUUGUUCGUUCUUAUAAUUUAGAUAAUGAUGAUGUGAUUGAUUAUAAAUAUCAUAAACAAGAAGGAUUUGCCUUAGAAUGGAUCACCAAUGAAGAAUUCAUUUCCGGUUCAAAUGAUUCACAAAUUGCUUUAUGGAAUAUAAAUAAACCAUCAACUCCAAUUCAAUUAUUUAAAGAUCAUUUUGGUGCAGUUAAUGAUUUAUCAGUUAAUUCAAAAAUACCUCAAAUCUUUGGAUCAGUAUCGGAUGAUUAUACUACUCAAAUUCAUGAUUCAAGAGUAUCCAUCACUUCUGAAGAUUCAACUGUAGUAAAAAUUCAAAAUAAAUAUAUUCAAAAUUCAAUUAAAUUCCAUCCAAGUUUAGAAACGGUUUAUAUCACAGCUGGUAAAGAUAAUGUGAUUAGUUUAUAUGAUUUAAGAAAUCCAACAUUACCAUUCCGUAAAUUCUUUGGUCAUAAUGAUAGUAUUAUAGGAUUAAAUUGGAAUAUAGAUGAUUCAACAACUUUCACAUCUUGGAGUUUAGAUAAAAGAGUUAUAACUUGGGAUUUAAAGAAUUUAGAAGAAGAAUUCAUUUAUCCAACUUCAGAAAAUGGUAAUGAAGGAUCAAAGAAAAGAUCAAGUAAUAAUAAUAAUAAUAAAGUUGAUCCAUGUUUAAAAUUCAUUCAUGCUGGUCAUACUAAUCGUAUAAAUGAUAUUGGAUUACAUCCAACCAUUAAGAAUUUAUAUGGUUCAGUUGGUGAUGAUAAUUUACUUGAAAUAUGGCAACCAAAGACGUUACCAGUAGAAGAAGAAGAGGAAGAGGAGGAAGAUGAAGAAGAGGAAGAGGAAGCAGAAGAAGAAGAAGAACAAAAGGAAGCAGAAGUAGAAGAAGCUGCUACAGAAGCAUCCACCGCAAGCACUGUUCCAACCACUACAGCAGCUGAUGAAGCUACUGUUGCUACUUCAGCUGGUUCUGAAACUGUCGAUGAAUCUAAAGAAGCCGAAGCCGAAGCCGAAGCUGAACCAGAAGCCACAAAACCUGAGGCUGAAGAAGAUAUUGAAAUGAAAGAAGAUUAGAUCCUACUUGCUCUCUAUCAUAUGUACUAUACUAUUAUUCUAUGUUUUUCUGUAUUUGUAUAAAAUUUUACAUUAAAAGUUUCCAAUUAUUCAAAAUUAUGUUUAUGUAAGUAAUAAGAUUU
This is a messenger RNA of Scheffersomyces coipomensis, 1814 nucleotides long. It is a transcript of the gene UME1, whose product is annotated as Ume1p. Bases 166 to 1692 code for a protein of 508 amino acids. The record is from RefSeq and is a predicted model, not a curated record. Lineage: Eukaryota; Fungi; Ascomycota; Pichiomycetes; Serinales; Debaryomycetaceae. Gene Ontology annotation, molecular function: histone binding; nucleosome binding. Gene Ontology annotation, cellular component: Rpd3L complex; nucleus; Rpd3L-Expanded complex. The transcript has a single exon. Gene Ontology annotation, biological process: regulation of DNA-templated transcription; chromatin remodeling.